AUGGAUGUCGACACAAGAUCCGAUGCUACACGGCACACCGACUCUUCCGAUUUAAGAAAGAAGUAUAGUCUAAGGACCCAUGUUGGAAAUUUGACCGGGCUGAUAAACUUGGGCAAAAGGCUUAAGACUAUAAAGAGAGAAACCUUUCAGAGAAGAUAUGGAAAUUUAUUGAAUUUAAUGGAGGUUGAAGUACAAAUACCCGCUAUCACAGCCUUGGCACAAUAUUAUGAUUCUCCGCUUCGAUGGUUCACAUUUCAAGACUUUCAGUUGGCGCCAACUAUAGAGGAGUUCGAGCAUAUCUUGGGUUUGCCGUUGGAGGGCACCACCCCCUAUCAGCAUUUAAAGCAUCAUGCCUCUAUACCCACCAUUGCUGCCAUCAUGAAACUACAUCCCAAGGAGCUUGAAGACAGGAUGAUGAUGAGGAAUCAAUUGCAUGGGUUAUCACAGGGAUAUCUAGAGCAGUAUUUACAUCACCUGGCUGAUAAAGAGGAUUGGGAAACUUUCAUGGAUGUAUUAGCCCUCACCAUAUAUGGCAUUGUCUUGUUUCCCAAAAUAAAAGAACUCGUGGAUCACACCGCAAUAGACGUCUUCGUGGCGAGUAAAAUCAGAUCAGAGAAUCCUGUAACAGCAGUUCAUGCGGAUGUUUAUGGGACCUUAAGUUUUUGCCAGGAGAGAAAGGGAAAGAAGAUUCUUUGUUAUUUACCGGCGUUGUAUACAUGGAUGGCAGCUCGCAUGUUUAAGGAGAUGGUCGACGUUAAGAGUCUAUCGAAAACGUUGUCACACCAAGAGCUUAAAGGUAAGGGAGGAAACGAUUGGGUCCGAUUCCUUGCUGGCUUGAGCGAAAGAAGUAUAAAAUGGCGCCUUCCUUGGCUCGAAAAUAAACCGGAUAUACAGCAUUGUGGUAGCUUUCCUAAUGUGCCUCUCAUAGGUGUCCGGUACUGUGUCAAUUACAACCCCCUUUUGGUGCAAAGACAAUUCGGGCAUUCCCUAAGAGGGGCGCCUUCAUCAGACUACCUUGCUACCCUAUUCAUUUAUUACGAAGACGGGCAUUUCAUCGAACUAUUAAGAAAGGUUAAAAGCGCCUGGGAAAAUAUGGUUCGAGCAGAGAAGGACUUGAGAGAUGGAGUAGUGGAUAGCAGGGUUAUUUAUCACACCUGGAUUCUGGAGAGAGUGAAAGUAGUCAAGUUGCCUUUCAAGCUAAUUAAGGAUCAAUCAGCUAGUGAAGGACCAUCCCAAGCCUCAGAAAGUGAAGAGUUGCAACAAUUGAAGGCUGAAAUGGAGAAAUUGAAGGUGAGGAAUGCUAGGUUGGAAAACGAAUUACAAAGGGCACGUAAUGAUCUUGUGGAUAUGAGAAAUGAUAAUGAAGAAAAGUCGUGCGCUUAUGAAAACAUUGUCAAAAGCCAAAAGGCUGAGAGGGAUUAUACAUUUCGAGUGAAACAGGAUCUAGCGGCCGCGAGUAGGGAAUUAUCCAUGAGGGUAAAUGAAAAGAAUGUGGCUUUGGAAAAGGGCAGACAGUGGAAACAACUCUAUGAAGAAGCCAAGAGAGAUAAAAGGGAAGCCCUAAAAAGACUAAGGGAAGCGCAAGUCCAAGUACAAGAAUCGGGGCAUCAAAUGAAGGAAAUGGCUACGUAA
This is a messenger RNA of Vigna angularis (adzuki bean), 1632 nucleotides long. RefSeq lists its product as uncharacterized. The record is from RefSeq and is a predicted model, not a curated record. Bases 1 to 1632 code for a protein of 543 amino acids. The transcript has a single exon. Lineage: Eukaryota; Viridiplantae; Streptophyta; Magnoliopsida; Fabales; Fabaceae.